Messenger RNA from Contarinia nasturtii (swede midge), 1654 nucleotides. Its product is annotated as zinc finger protein 816-like. Gene Ontology annotation, cellular component: chromosome. Gene Ontology annotation, biological process: regulation of transcription by RNA polymerase II. NCBI's taxonomy places the organism in Eukaryota, Metazoa, Arthropoda, Insecta, Diptera, Cecidomyiidae. Gene Ontology annotation, molecular function: chromatin insulator sequence binding. Bases 426 to 1520 code for a protein of 364 amino acids. The transcript is spliced from 2 exons. The record is from RefSeq and is a predicted model, not a curated record.
CCGUGUGGAAAAAAAGUGACUGACUGACUGGUUAGCUGAAAUCGACUGAAAUUAAAUUUUGUUAACUGAAGUCGUCGACCCAGUCGACUUUGGUCGUCUAUGUAACAGAUGACGAAUUUGGGACGUUUUUGUAUAUAUAGUCAACUGCGAUUGAAGUUGAAUUAAGUUGUAUUUUUCUCUUCUAGGAUUGACUGAAAAAUCAGCAGAAUCAACUUAAAACAACUUCAAUCUUUGUUGGCUUUAGCCAAAAACGUCCCAGAUUAGUUAACUGACGUCAGUAAUUUUUCACAAGGGUGUUUGACAGUUCUUUAUUUAUCUUCGUCAUUUGUUUAAAUAUUUUAAUUGAACAUAAGACUUACUAUCUUGAGACACUUUGAUCGAAACUAGUUGAUAAAUAUAUCAAUUUCGCAGUGAUAAAAGAAAUUAUGUCUGCAAUCGUUCACGAGUGCCUAUUCUGUCCGCAAACAUUCGGCGCAGACUUCGAAAAAGAUGAUCAUAUUUUGGAGCAUUUUGCCCAAGAAACUUGCAUGGAAUGUAACCAAAAAUUGCUGCGAAUCGGCGGAAAUUUAUACACAUUACACAAUGCUGUGACAUGCAUCAAGAGAGAAUUGAAAACCGAACGUUAUCAUAAAACUUGUUCACAAACAAAUCAAUCUUUGGUUCUGAUUGAUAGUCACCAGGAAUCGUAUAGUGUGUGUUAUGAAGAGGUUGCUGAUGCAAUAGAUUCACAAGUAACAAUCAAAGCCGAAGAACUAGAGGUUAUCGAAGAAUCAAAUGAUUUUGUUCAACAUUCGAAUAGCCGGCUUCCAUCGUGUGAAAUAUAUGAAACAAGUCGAUCAGUAUUUGCAACGAACCAAGCGAACCAAAUUCAUGUCACCAAUGCUAUCAACGACCAUUCCAUAAAUCAAACCAAUACAAACUUACAUCGGAUUAAGUGCAGCGCUUGUGAAAAGACAUUCCCUAAUAGAAAUGGUCUUAAAAGACAUACAAGACUAUAUCACGAUGCAUACUGUACGAAAUUCAAUUGUGAAUAUUGUAGGCGAGUUUUUUUGUCCGAAUCAUCCCUAAACACACAUUACAACUAUUGCACGAAAAAAGGGAAGAUAGACAUCGAACGUAAUGGCAUUGCUAUUGUGUAUAACAAACCCGAAAAAUCGAAAGUUACUCUGGUUGAUUGUUCUAUUUGUGGCAAGAUAUACAAUAAAAAAGUUGAACUUGGCAGGCAUAUGCGACUAAUGCACGACCCAAGCUGUACGAAAUUCAAUUGCAAAUACUGUAACUACUUGCUGUUGUCAAGAUCGGCAUUGGAAAUACAUUUUAAAAAUUGCAAACGUAGAAAAAAGUUGGAGAGCCAAUGUGGUAACGAAGUUGCGGGCAAUGCGCAACAAGGACAAAAUACACAAGUAAAUGCAAACGAAUACAUAAAGCCAUUUGGACACGAGAAAAAUCCUCAAAUAGAGAAUGAUUACUCAUUGAUCGAAGAAAUGAAUAUUAAGAGAGAACCGGAAAUUAAUAUCUGAUGAGUUAAAGAAAAUGAAAAAGACGAAAUCGAUGUAUAGAAUACACACAACGGGCACAGUAGAAAAGUUGGGCAAAUUUUAUUCAAUAUAUGUAAAUUGAAUGAUUUUAAUAAAUAACAAAAAAAACAAUGUUA